AAACAUUAAUUGCAAAGUUAUAUCCUACUUAAAUUUACACUUGAUAAUGCUAAUUUUUUUGAAUUGUUUUGUAUUGGCCUGCGAAAAACUAAAAAAUACAUCACAGAAGGGGAUCAACUCGUAGCCAUCCCCGGACAAACAUCUGCAUGCUAUAUAUAUAUGUAAAUUUUUUUUUUAAAAAGAGUGCAAGUUUAAAAUCCAUUUGACAAUCUGACGAUUGUAGUUAGUGUGAAAGAUAACGAAACGGAAAUAUGUCUUGUAUUUUUGCAUAGUACUAAAGUGCAAAUAAAGAGAUUUUUUGUUAUGCUUGUUUGAAAACUGCAUGUUGUGUAAACAAAGUCUGGAGGGGCCAAUGAAGUUUCUAUUUGUAAUUUGAAGUGCAUCCUUUAUAAAAAAUGCAUAUUGCAUCAUCUAAUAUGGCUGAUUAUCAUACUCAGAUGGAUAUUGUUGACAAACCAGUUUUUGUACCUCCUAGAAAAAGAGGUUCUAAAUCAUCAUCACGAUCUAGUAAUGAAAGUCUGCAAAUGUUAGGUACAACUAAUAAUUGUUCUCCUCAAGCUUGUCCCAAAUUUGAUCCUCGUGCAAAUAGAAAAUUACAUCAGCCUCAUCCAUCAGAACAUGCAAGAGAAAGGCCUACAAUUAAGGUUCAUAAUGAUUCUCAGGGUCUUAAACUGGCAUCCCCUCGUCUGAAAUCCAUAACAUAUCAAAAACAGUCAUUGAAGGCUUGCAAUAAAAGUGAUGAAUCUGAUUUAAAUAGUGACAUAUCUGACUGUGUUCAUAUCAAUGAUAGUGGAUAUGCUGAAAUGGAAUUAUCAAAUGAGAGAUCUGCUUUAAAUUCUAGAUCAGUAUCUUCAAUUGGCUCUUGUGGUGGUAGUUUUGUUACUAUGACAGGUACAGUUAAACGUGGUCGAAAAAAGGGGCAAACACUAGAUAUGAAAGUACAAAUGUCUCGUGAAGAACUUGAUGAAAUAGAGCACACAAUUUUAUCACAGAAUAUUGAAGAUGAUGAUAGUUGUUUUUGUGGUCUUCGUAAAGGUCUCCAUGUGUUAGCUUUAAGUAUUAUUUUAGUGCCAUUAGUUUUACUGUUGUCUGCUGGAUAUUCCUUUUACAUGGGAACGAUGACAUGGUAUAACAUCUUAAUUUACUUCAGUGAAAAGAAAACAAUAUUUCACAAAAUUUUUAUCAGUCCUUUAUUGAUAAUUACUUACCCAUUUUUAAUUACACUUUUUACUAUUGGCUUGGGCAUUUAUAGUGCUAUUGUUCAAAUUUCUUGGCACUUUGAUAGUUGGAAGCAAGAAAUCCAAGAUCUGGAAAAAGGAUUUUAUGGAUGGCUUUGUGGUGUAAUGGAUCUUGAAGAUUGUGCUCCCUACGAAGUCGUUAUACUAACAGAAGUUUUACCUGCAGAAAACGGCAAGCAAAGCAGGCAGCAAAUGGCUGAUACAGCUUUAUGAAUCAUUUUACUGUAAUUUGUAAACCCCCUUUUUUACUAUUUAUGAAUGUUUUGUUUCGUUAUUUUAAAAUUUUGUAUGUAAUACUUAAUUGUACAAAUGUUAAAAAAUGUUUUUCGAAUUCACACCAAAAAUUUGAAUCAAAUUUGUAAUGUUAUCUUUUAGAAAAAGUGCCAAAGUAUUUUUCCUGUUUUUAUAUUCAUUGUUACCCUUUUUUGGUAAUGUAUUUUUUAAACGAUUAAAAUAAUUUUGAAAAGUGAGUGAAUAUUUAAUUUUUGUAUAAAAUGGUAUGUAUUUUUUAAUAUUUUGUUUGAAAUAGUUUGAGCCGAUUUAUUUUAACUAAACCAACUGUCAUAUAUAUGUAUUUACUUACUGUAGAGUAGGUAGAGAGAGAGAGAAUACACCUGUAAUUUUGUCUAAAAUAGACUUUGUUUAUAAUUUCUGACUCUUUCACCAGUUUCAUAACCACAGCAUUCUUAUUGCUGUGGAUCAUUUUAGUUAAAAUUUUUUAUGCAAUGAAAGAUUUCAGUAUUGUUCAAUUUUGUUAAAAUAAUUGCUUUUGAUGUUUCAUUGACCCAAUAUGAUAAUUUGAAAAAUAGUUGUUAAUUUAAACCUAAAAGCCAUUUAAAAAUUUUUUUUCAAACGAAUAUAAAAUAGGGGGGAUAAGACAUUUAAGUGCGUCCACUGUUUUCCCCAUAUAAAGCUAUACUAUUACCUUUGAGGUGUUAGAUUAAAUAAAUGACAUAGUAGGAUCUAUAGACACAUAAUUUUUUUCAGGAAAAUUUUUAAAUUCUGUUUGUUUAACUGUCAAAAACAUGUCCAACCUUACCAUCUCUCCUUUCAUCAGGAAGAGAUGCCUUUUUUCUGGAAAUUUUGAAUGAUUUAUAAAAUUUAUAUUCUAAUUUUUACUUUAAAACUAUAUUUUUAUAUAUUUCAAAAUGGCCCACUCUGAAACUUAAUUAUACUAAGUUUUGAAAGUGGUAAAUAAUUUUAUGAAAAAUGUCUCAAACCUUUUUUGCUUUCCAUUUUUAAUUAGAUUACAUGUGUUUGAGCUUUUUAGCUUAGUUUUGCAAAGUCUUUGAUAGUGACAUUAAAAAUAAAAUCUAAACCAUUGUUGCUAGAUUUUUGGGGACCAUUGUUGCUAGAUUUUUGGGGACCCCGUGGCAAGCACAAACUGGUGGAAAUCUGAUACUUUUAAUAUGUAAUAAGAGAUGAUUAUGCCCCAGAAAAAAUCCAGAUUUUUCUCUAACCACGAUCCCGAAAUCCAAGAUCCAGAAGUUUCAAGAAAUCAUCGAUCACAUUUAUGUAUAAAAAUUCUUGUAUACUUUAUUUAAAAAUAUUAGAACUGGAAUUUAUGAUUGGCAUGUCUUUUAUUUGUAAAUAUUUUUUCUGGUAGAAUAAUAAAUGUGAUUAGAGAUAAAAGUA
Messenger RNA from Parasteatoda tepidariorum (common house spider), 2873 nucleotides. RefSeq lists its product as uncharacterized. The record is from RefSeq and is a predicted model, not a curated record. NCBI's taxonomy places the organism in Eukaryota, Metazoa, Arthropoda, Arachnida, Araneae, Theridiidae.